AUGGUCAAGGUAGCAGAAAAUCGAGUUAAUGAUCUAGACGUUUUUCCAAGUGAUCCAAAAGCCAACAAACUUGUAGAUCAAACACAGACUGCCGUUGCAGGCAAGAUUCCUCAAGACCAAGCCAAGGGGAUCACCUCGAAUACACAAAGCGCAGUCCAAGCCCUCGGUGGUACGGUCGGUGGCGGAGUUAAAGGCGUAGUUGACGCCGUUGGCAACACAGUCGGAACACUCGGUGAGGGUGGAGUGGGUGACGGUGUUGGAAGCACAAUACAAUUUGCGGGAGGAGCUCUCGGUGCAGGUGCAGGAAAGGUAGGAAGCAUGUUGUCGGGCAACAAGUCGUGCGAGAAUGCCCUCGAGGCCCAGAAGGAGAGAUUACAAGCAGCCACAGACGAUACAAAGGACAUCGACGCCGACUUACCAAAAGCGGUGGAAGAAAACAGUAAGGACGCGAUGACUGCGCAAAGAAACAGCUCAAGA
Messenger RNA from Exophiala aquamarina CBS 119918, 477 nucleotides. RefSeq lists its product as uncharacterized. Lineage: Eukaryota; Fungi; Ascomycota; Eurotiomycetes; Chaetothyriales; Herpotrichiellaceae. The transcript is spliced from 4 exons. The annotation marks the transcript as partial. The record is from RefSeq and is a predicted model, not a curated record.